CACAUUUUACAUUUUAUUCCAGGUUGAUCUCCUAUCAAGAGUUUUUGGCAUUUGAAUCUGUUUUAUGUGCUCCAGAUUCCAUGUUCAUAGUGGCUUUCCAAUUGUUUGACAAGAGUGGAAAUGGAGAGGUGACAUUUGGAGGAGUUCUCUGGCCACACCGUUGGUACAGCAGCUCCUUCCAGGCUCAUUCAUGGAACAGGCAUGGCGGCAGUCUUGGAGAAGAGUGCCAGCCCCGGUCAGAGAAAAUGUCAAAGAAAUUUUUGGACAGACUAUUAUUCAUCAUCAUAUCCCUUUUAACUGGGACUGUGAAUUUAUCCGCUUACAUUUUGGGCACAAUCGGAAGAAGCAUCUUAACUACACAGAAUUCACACAGUUUCUCCAGGAGCUACAAUUAGAACAUGCAAGACAAGCCUUUGCACUGAAAGACAAAAGCAAAAGUGGCAUGAUUUCUGGUCUGGAUUUCAGUGACAUAAUGGUUACCAUUCGGUCUCACAUGCUUACUCCUUUUGUGGAGGAGAACUUAGUUUCAGCAGCUGGAGGAAGUAUCUUUCCACCAG
Molecule: messenger RNA, 557 nt
Organism: Talpa occidentalis (Iberian mole)
Lineage: Eukaryota; Metazoa; Chordata; Mammalia; Eulipotyphla; Talpidae
Product: electrogenic aspartate/glutamate antiporter SLC25A12, mitochondrial-like
Exons: 5
Biological process (GO): mitochondrial calcium ion homeostasis; calcium import into the mitochondrion
Cellular component (GO): uniplex complex
Molecular function (GO): calcium ion binding
Source: RefSeq, a predicted model, not a curated record